AUGAAAUACGCCCAAUUAGUAGUAGGCCCAGCUGGCAGUGGCAAAUCCACAUAUUGCUACACCAUUCAAGAGCAUUGUCGAGCUGCGAAUCGACCGGUAAUGAUCUGUAAUUUGGAUCCGGCCGCAGAUUACUUCAAAUAUCAACCUGAUGUUGGUAAGACGAAUUUUUUUAUGUAGAUUAUACCAAUACUUUUCUUGAAGAUGAUGAAAUUUUGUUUUUUGGGGUAUUAGAUGUUAUAUUAGAUUUAAAAUGGCAGAAAAGAAAGGAAAUCUAGGAAAAAAUGAAAAAAUUUAUGAAAAAAGUUUUAAAGAGUUAUCGUAACUUUUAAACUUUUUGGAAUUUUAAAAUGAGGUUUAGGGGUUAGUUGCCUAUAGGAAUGAUCUACAAUCUUACAAAAUUUCAAGUUUUAAUCAGGUUUUUAAAAAAAGUUAUGACAAAAGCAAGCUAGCCCACCAUUUUUUUGUUUGCGCCAAAAGUAAUUGGACUUUUUUGCUAUAUAAAUGCACCUCAAAAGGCUCAAUUCUUUUUUGAAGCGUUUUAAAAUUUUAUCUUUUAAGCUUUUGAAAAGUAAAAACGAAUUUACAAUUUCAAUUUUCUAGACGUUCGAGACCUAAUAAGUGUGAAAGACGUCCAAGAAGAUGAAGAACUCAUUCUCGGCCCAAAUGGUGCCCUCGUCUUUUGUAUGGAGUACCUACUACAAGAAAUCGACGCUCUACAAGAGAUGCUACAAGCUGGAGAAGACGACUACUUCCUCUUUGACUGCCCCGGCCAAAUCGAACUCUACAGUCAUCUACCAGUAAUGCGACAACUCACCGAACGUCUUCAACAAUGGGGAUUUCAAGUCUGCACGGUGUUUCUAUUGGAUUCGCAAUUCUUAUUAGAUGCUGAUAAGUUUAUAGCUGGCGCUUUGACCACACUGGCUACAAUGGUAUCAUUGGAAACACCAGCUGUGUCUAUCAUAUCGAAGAUGGACAUGAUGCAAAAAGAAGACAAAGAAUGGAUCGAAGGAGUGUUGGAGGGGAAUGCACAGGCUCUUCUGGAUAGUGUAAGCUGUGAUUUUGUAAAAUAGGAAGAAAGGUUUUGGAGGAAAUUGAAAAAAAAAUUAUUUUAGGUACUAAAACGCCAAAAAUUUUAAGUUUUUGGAUCAUUCAAGUUGAUUAUACAUACUUUUUGAUCAAUAAAACGUGUCAAAAGCAUAAUAUCGUAACAUUUCAGCAAGAAGCAACCGAAUGGAACAAGAAACAUCGCCUGUUAAGCGAGCUAAUAGCCUCAAUACUGGAUGAAUAUGGUCUAGUACGAUUUGUAACGCUAGACUGUGAAGAUGAAGAGAAUAUCAGUGAGGUGCUGUUAACAAUCGACAAUUCGAUUCAGUAUGGAGAAGAUGCGGAUGUGAGGGAUCGAUUACCAGAAGAUGAGGAUGUUGAAUCACCAGAGGAUCAAGGCUUUGUGGAGUAA
Messenger RNA from Bursaphelenchus okinawaensis, 1456 nucleotides. The record is from the annotation of a GenBank genome assembly. Lineage: Eukaryota; Metazoa; Nematoda; Chromadorea; Rhabditida; Aphelenchoididae.